CUUGCUCCUAAGUUCUAACUGUGAACGGCAUACUUAGCUAUACUUGAAGUGGCAACACCUGUGUAUACGGAGCACCGUUAUAUUAUCAUUUCCGGUUCUUGCCAAUACCGCUCAAUACCGGUUUCAAGACCUCAAUGAGCCCAAGGGGUGGUCACGACGAUGGUUCUGACGACGUACAGAUACUAUACGAGACUCAUGCUCAACCAUCGGAGCCUUUUAUGUGUCAGCUUUGUCGUCAAGACCUCACAAGCUUCACCGCCGAGCAAAGGGAAACGCACUAUUUCGAGAAACAUAAGAUGGAGUCUGACAAGCCAGCUAGCUAUCAUGCGAAGCCGGUCCGACCACGGAACAAGCUGACGUUCUCUACUAGUAUCCUCAAACCUGUAAAACAAAAAUAUAAGGAGUUGCUCAAGGAUACAGAGGAGGAUAUGUUCUGGUAUCCUUCGCAGUCACAAGAUCCACCUCCUAACUUUAGCCCUGGUCUGAUUACGGUACUCAAACAUGCGCUGAAGAGGUUACAUCAGAAAGGAACGACACGACGAGCAGUGCUGUGUUACGAACGGACUGUACAUGUUGGUCGAGAAUCAUUCGAUGCAGGUUGGGGUUGUGGUUAUCGCAAUUUCCUCAUGGCAUGCACCGCGCUCAUGGACCAACAGAAGCAGACACUCUACUCUUCCCUUCUAGAGGAACCAAUAUCGCCAGGUGUACGAAAUCUGCAGCUUUGGAUUGAAGGAGCAUGGCAAGCAGGUUAUGACAGAGCUGGAGCCAAGGAUUUAAAGCAUAAUCUUUGUGGUACGAAAAAGUUCAUCGGAACAGCGGAGCUUUACGUCGCGUUCACGUGUCGUGGUAUACCGUCGCAGCUAGUUGAUUUUGAUUUAAGGAAGUCACCUCGCGGUGUCGACGCGCUAACAAACUGGGUUGUGGAAUACUUCUCGCCGCAGAGCCAAAGGAAAUCUAACACUGUGGAUGAUAUUUUACGAGGAGCAUCACCAGUAAUUGCGACUGAUCGCAUGCCCUUGAUUCUGCAACACGAUGGCCACUCACGAACAAUAGUUGGUUAUGAACUAACAAAGAAUGGCACCGUCAACCUGCUUAUAUUUGAUCCCUCUCUUCUACCUAAAAAGACGCUACGCAAAACCGGCAUUUCUGCGCUUACGCCUCAUCGCUCUGCAUUUUCUGCUCAACAAUCGAACUCAGUAGCAUCGUCAUGCAUUAACUUGCUCCCACUGUCUAAACGCAAUAUAAGCAAGCAGAAGCGCAAGGCCUCACCGCCUUUUGAAGGCAACAAGGCCAAACGUUUGCGCUCGACGCCUGAUGGUGAUGACGAUGUUAUCAUAAUUGACGAAGACAUUUCGCAAGAAAAUGCGGGUACUAGCGCUACAGGGUCGUCACACAGCGAGCUCGAACUGGAUCCACAAGAUGUCGUCAAAUUCUUCAGGGUGAAUAACUCUAGACUCGGAAAAAAGGACCAGUACCAAAUUCUUUAUUUCCCUAUGGAGGAUCCCUGGGAUGAGAAGGAGCGGUCGUCAAGGAAGGAAGUGACGAGUACGAAAGUAUGUUAACCUUUCAGCAUCCGCAGACAGAGACCCGUGAUCUAUAUACAUCUACUAAUAAGUGACUAAUUCAUCUCGUUGCCUGCCUGUAUUUUCUUGGUGUCAAUUUGUUCUUCAUACAUAUACUAUAGCUACAAUUAUGAUUAUGAUGCAAUGGGCAAAAUUGUGAUUCUCACGU
Serpula lacrymans var. lacrymans S7.9 is the source of this 1731-nucleotide messenger RNA. RefSeq lists its product as uncharacterized. The record is from RefSeq and is a predicted model, not a curated record. The transcript has 11 exons. Bases 135 to 1562 code for a protein of 475 amino acids. Lineage: Eukaryota; Fungi; Basidiomycota; Agaricomycetes; Boletales; Serpulaceae.